Molecule: messenger RNA, 2141 nt
Organism: Sinocyclocheilus grahami
Lineage: Eukaryota; Metazoa; Chordata; Actinopteri; Cypriniformes; Cyprinidae
Product: L-threonine 3-dehydrogenase, mitochondrial-like
Exons: 7
Coding region: 71-979 (302 amino acids)
Biological process (GO): L-threonine catabolic process
Molecular function (GO): L-threonine 3-dehydrogenase activity
Source: RefSeq, a predicted model, not a curated record
CUUUCAUUGUUGAAAGUGUUGUUCUCCUGUUAAAGGUGGCCUGGGACAGCUUGGAGUUGGACUAGCUGAAAUGCUGAGGAAGCAGUAUGGAAAGGAAAACAUCAUCCUGUCAGACAUUAGGAGGCCUCCCGCUGAAGUUUAUAACAUGGGUCCGUUUGUAUACGCUGACGUGCUGGACUAUAAAAACCUGAGGGAGCUAGUUGUGAAUAACAGAAUCACCUGGCUGGUGCAUUACAGUGCAUUACUCAGUGCUAUCGGGGAAGCUAACUUGGCUCUUGCCCGCACCAUCAAUAUCACAGGACUGCAUAAUGUGUUAGAUCUGGCUCUGGAGAACUGCUUGCGACUGUUUGUACCCAGUACCAUAGGAGCUUUCGGCCCUUCAUCUCCCCGUGACCCAGCACCUGACCUCUGUAUCCAGAGACCUCGCACCAUUUAUGGGGUUUCCAAAGUCCAUGCAGAGCUGAUGGGGGAAUAUCUCCACCAUAAAUAUGGCCUGGAUUUCCGAUGCUUGCGAUACCCAGGAGUCGUUUCUGCCCACACCAAGCCAGGAGGAGGCACAACUGAUUAUGCUGUCCAGAUAUUUCAUGAUGCCCUCAGCACCGGCCACCAUGAAUGUUACUUGCGCUCCAACACUCGGCUUCCCAUGAUGCACAUUUCUGACUGUCACAGGGCCACCAUUGAGUUCAUGCAGGCCCCGGAAAGCCAACUUUCCCUGCGUACUUACAACAUCGCAGCCAUGAGCUUCACACCUGAAGAAGUGGCAGAAGAGAUUCGCAAACACCUGCCCCACCUGAGGGUCACGUACAAUCCUGAUACCAUCCGGCAGACUAUUGCGGACAGCUGGCCAGUGCGGUUUGAUGACUCUAACGCACGUCAGGACUGGGGCUGGAAGCCUGCGUACGGCCUGUCAGAGCUGGUCACAGACAUGCUGGCCUCCAUCCGUGAAAAAAGAACCAAUGCAGGACUACCUGUCAGCUAGCAGGUUUCUCAGGGACUGAUACACAGAUCACCAGCACCUUUCCAGUACAUUUCCAAACUCAUUUAUCUCAAAUUUGGUAGCUGUUUCUUUAGACCAGGACUUUCCGUCAGUUAGAGAACUGCUGACACUGACAGUUCUCUAAAUAUGUAUGCUUGAGAAGAAAACAUGUUAACCAACAGUGAAAACUCACAUUCUCUCACCGCUCAGGAGACUCUGUCUUUCUUCUCUGUGAUCUGUUCUUGCAUAGUUUUUAAGUUGUCAUGGGACAGGGGAAAACAAGGAAACAACAAAAUUCUGAUGAAUACAGUAUAAUAAUAAUAAUAAUAUCAUUGCGCACAUUAGAGAUGAAACUGUCCAAUUGAAUUAUUUUAGAGACAUCAUACACUAUAUUAAAAUAACAAGGUCAGACUCAGCACUGAGAAAAAUUCUGGCUGGCCCAAACUUCAAUGAUCUGAUGUUAUAAUUAAAACUCUGCUUUCCUAAUCUUAACCAAUCAUGACAUUCUGUUUGGGAGGGGUUGAAUUUUGACCCCACAAAUGCUCCAUUUCUACAAAUACAGUAAGGACCACUAGACACCUCGCUCUGUGCUCUAGUCUAGACCACUCCAUGUAUUGUGUACAAGAGGAAGUGUUUGAACACAGCCAUGGGCAGAAAAUACUUUAAAUCACUACUACCUUCAAUGUGAAUCAAAAGACUGCCUUUUUUCUAGCUGCUAUGGCUGAGAAAAUCACAGUUGCCUGAAUUUUGGGUUCUGUUAAACCCACUUUUGUCUUCAUUAUUUAGGGUCAGUAAUCAAAGGGCUCUGGGUUUACAAUGCAUAGUGUGGUGGUGUGAAUUAAGUACUUAAUCGCUCAGCAUUGCUGAUGUAUUAUAAUAUACUGUUAAGAGUUUUUAAAACAUUUUUUGUUAACUCAGAAGAGCAGAACUACUGGAUGAAACACCCAAAGAUUCCUUGCAAUAGUAAAGAGGGUGUUCUUUGGCUUUGGCCUGUCUGAAAGUCUUAGUCUGCCUUCUGUAUAGGCUACUGGUGUAGACAAAUAAAAAUGACCUAUUUAAGACUAUAUAUAGAAUUUCUCACCUUUCUUCCAAAAGCAAGUGUGAUUUCCGUGUUAAAAGUUGAAACUGCCUUAAUUUUCAGUUAUUAUUUAGCCUCAAAAGUUGU